Molecule: messenger RNA, 7285 nt
Organism: Tupaia belangeri chinensis (Chinese tree shrew)
Lineage: Eukaryota; Metazoa; Chordata; Mammalia; Scandentia; Tupaiidae
Gene: XRN1
Product: 5'-3' exoribonuclease 1
Exons: 42
Coding region: 105-5300 (1731 amino acids)
Biological process (GO): nuclear-transcribed mRNA catabolic process; rRNA catabolic process
Cellular component (GO): nucleus
Molecular function (GO): 5'-3' RNA exonuclease activity; RNA binding
Source: RefSeq, a predicted model, not a curated record
GUGUGUUGUCAUCCGCCGAGCGACGGCCGGAGGCGGCGGCGUAGGCCCCGGCGGGGCGUUCAGUUUCGGUUUGGCCCUGACUGAAAACUGUGUUGCCCGUCGAAAUGGGAGUCCCCAAGUUUUAUCGAUGGAUCUCGGAGCGGUAUCCCUGCCUCAGCGAAGUGGUGAAAGAGCAUCAGAUUCCUGAAUUUGCCAACUUGUACCUAGAUAUGAAUGGAAUUAUACAUCAGUGCUCCCAUCCUAAUGAUGACGACGUUCACUUCAGAAUUUCAGAUGAUAAAAUCUUUACUGACAUUUUUCAUUACUUGGAGGUGUUGUUUCGCAUUAUUAAACCUAGGAAAGUGUUCUUUAUGGCUGUUGAUGGUGUGGCUCCUCGAGCAAAAAUGAACCAGCAGCGUGGGAGGCGUUUUAGGUCAGCAAAGGAGGCAGAAGACAAAAUAAAAAAGGCAAUAGAAAAGGGAGAAAUUCUUCCUGCAGAGGCCAGAUUUGAUUCCAACUGUAUUACACCAGGGACUGAAUUCAUGGCCAGGUUACAUGAACAUCUGAAGUAUUUUGUAAAUAUGAAAAUUUCCACAGACAAGUCCUGGCAAGGAGUUACCAUCUACUUCUCAGGCCAUGAGACUCCUGGAGAAGGAGAGCAUAAAAUCAUGGAAUUUAUCAGAUCAGAGAAAGCAAAACCAGAUCAUGAUCCAAACACCAGACAUUGUCUUUAUGGUUUAGAUGCUGAUUUGAUUAUGCUUGGAUUAACAAGUCAUGAGGCACAUUUUUCACUCUUAAGAGAAGAAGUUCGAUUUGGUGGCAAAAAAACACAAAGAGUAUGUGCACCAGAAGAAACUACAUUCCACCUCCUACACUUGUCUUUAAUGAGAGAGUAUAUUGACUAUGAGUUUUCAGCAUUAAAAGAAAAGAUCACAUUUAAAUAUGAUAUUGAAAGAAUAAUAGAUGAUUGGAUUUUGAUGGGAUUUCUUGUUGGCAAUGAUUUUAUCCCUCAUCUACCUCAUUUACAUAUUAAUCAUGAUGCUUUGCCUCUUCUUUAUGGAACAUAUAUCACCAUCCUACCAGAACUUGGGGGUUAUAUCAAUGAAAGUGGGCAUCUCAAUUUACCUCGAUUUGAGAAGUACCUUGUGAAACUAUCAGAUUUUGAUCGAGAGCACUUCAGUGAAGUUUUUGUGGACCUAAAGUGGUUUGAAAGCAAAGUUGGUAAUAAGUACCUCAACGAAGCAGCAGGUGUUGCAGCAGAAGAAGCAAAGAACUACAAGGAAAAGAAAAAAUUAAAGGGCCAGGAAAAUUCUUUAUGUUGGGCUGCUUUAGACAAAAGUGAAGGUGAAGUGGUGACUUCUAAGGAUAAUUUAGAAGAUGAGGCUGAAGAUGAUGACCUAUUUGAAACUGAAUUUAGACAAUAUAAGAGAACAUACUACAUGACGAAGAUGGGGGUUGACAUAGUAUCUGAUGACUUUCUGGCUGAUCAAGCUGCAUGCUAUGUUCAGGCAAUACAGUGGAUUUUACAUUAUUACUAUCAUGGAGUUCAGUCCUGGAGCUGGUUUUAUCCCUAUCAUUAUGCACCUUUCCUAUCUGAUAUCCGCAACAUUAGUACCCUUGAAAUCCAUUUUGAACUCGGUAAACCUUUCAAGCCAUUCGAGCAGCUUCUUGCUGUACUUCCAGCAGCUAGUAAAAAUUUACUUCCUACAUGCUACCAGCACUUGAUGACCAGUGAAGACUCACCAAUUAUAGAAUAUUAUCCACCUGAUUUUAAAACUGACCUAAAUGGUAAACAACAAGAAUGGGAAGCUGUGGUUUUAAUACCUUUUAUUGAUGAGAAGCGAUUAUUGGAAGCUAUGGAGACAUGUAACUACUCUCUCAAAACGGAAGAGAGGAAAAGAAACCAACAUAGUGAGUGCCUAAUGUGCUGGUAUGAUAAAGACACAAAUUUCAUCUAUCCCUCUCCAUGGCCAGAAAAGUUCCCUGCCAUAGAACAUUGUUGUACAAGGUACAAAAUAAUAUCAUUGGAUGCUUGGCGUGUAGACAUAAACAAGAACAAAAUAACCAGGGUUGACCAGAAGGCAUUAUAUUUCUGUGGAUUUCCUACCCUGAAACACAUCAAACACAAAUUUUUUUUGAAGAAAAGUGGUGUUCAAGUAUUCCAGCAAAGCAGUCGGGGAGAAAACAUGAUGUUGGAAAUCUUAGUGAAUACAGAAUCAGAUGAACUUAGUAUAGAGAAUGUAGCUUCAUCAGUACUUGGAAAGUCCAUCUUUGUUAAUUGGCCUCACCUUGAAGAAGCUAGAGUUGUGGCUGUAUCAGAUGGAGAAACUAAGUUUUACUUGGAAGAACCUCCAGGAACACAGAAGCUUUAUUUGGGAAGAACUGCUCCACCCUCAAAAGUGAUUUAUCUUGCUGAUAAAGAACAGUCUAACUGGACAAAAGAAGUACAAGGAAUUUCAGAACACUACCUGAGAAGAAAAGGAAUAAUCAUAAAUGAAACUUCUGUAGUUAUAUAUGCUCAAUUACUCACAGGUCGUAAAUAUCAAAUAAAUCAAAAUGGUGAAGUUAGACUAGAAAAACAGUGGUCAAAGCAAGUUCUUCCUUUUGUUUAUCAAACUAUUGUCAAGGACAUUCGUGCUUUUGACUCCCGUUUCUCCAGUAUCAAAACAUUGGAUGAUUUGUUUCCUCCUACAAGUAUGGUCUUCAUGCUGGGAAGCCCCUAUUAUGGAUGCACAGGAGAAGUUCAGGAUUCAGGUGAUGUGAUUACAGAAGGUAGAAUUCGUGUGGUUUUUAGCAUCCCAUGUGAACCCAAUCUCGAUGCUUUAAUACAGAACCAGCACAAAUAUUCUAUAAAGUACAACCCAGGAUAUGUGUUGGCCAGUCGCCUUGGAGUGAGUGGAUACCUUGUUUCAAGGUUUACAGGAAGUAUUUUUAUUGGAAGAGGAUCUAGGAGAAACCCUCAUGGAGACCAUAAAGCAAAUGUGGGUUUAAAUCUCAAAUUCAACAAAAAAAAUGAGGAGGUGCCUGGAUAUACUAAGAAAGUCGGAAGUGAAUGGAUGUAUUCAUCUGCCGCAGAACAACUUCUUGCAGAAUAUUUAGAGAGAGCUCCAGAACUAUUUAGUUAUAUAGCCAAAAAUAGCCAAGAGGAUGUAUUCUAUGAAGAUGACAUUUGGCCUGGAGAAAAUGAGAAUGGUGCUGAGAAAGUUCAAGAAAUUAUUACUUGGCUAAAAGGACAUCCUGUCAGUACUUUGUCUCGUUCUUCUUGUGAUUUACAAAUUCUGGAUGCAGCUAUUGUUGAGAAAAUUGAGGAAGAAGUGGAAAAGUGCAAGCAAAGAAAGAGUAAUAAGAAGGUACGAGUGACAGUGAAGCCCCAUUUGCUGUACAGACCUUUAGAACAACAACAUGGAGUCAUUCCUGAUCGGGAUGCAGAAUUUCGUCUCUUUGACCGUGUUGUAAAUGUGAGAGAGAACUUUUCAGUUCCAGUUGGCCUUCGGGGCACCAUCAUAGGAAUUAAAGGGGCUAACAGAGAAGCUGAUGUACUAUUUGAAGUAUUAUUUGACGAAGAAUUUCCUGGAGGCUUAACAAUAAGGUGCUCACCUGGUAGAGGUUAUCGACUGCCAACAAGUGCCUUGGUGAACCUUUCUCAUGGGAGUCGCUCUGAAACUGGAAAUCAGAAGUUGACAGCCAUUGUGAAACCACAGCCAGCCGUGAAUCACUGUAGCUCAAGUUCAUCAGUUUCUUCUGGUCAUGUGAGAGGCCUCAACCAUUCUCCUCAGUCACUUUUUGUUCCUACUCAAGUACCUUCUAAGGAUGAUGAUGAAUUUUGCAACAUUUGGCAAUCCUUACAGGAAUCUGGAAAGAUUCAACACUUUCAGCCAACUAUACAAGAGAAGGGUACAGUUCUACCUCAAGAAAUAAGUCAAGUGAAUCAACAUCAUAAAUCUGGCUUUCAUGACAACAGUGUUAAAUAUCAGCAAAAAAAACAUGAUUCUCACAGAAAACUUAAAGAAGAAUGUAAGAAUCCUAAAACUGAAUGUCAGUCCCAAAAAAUGCCCAAUAAGCAGACUUUUGGAGGGCCUACCAAAUGUAAUAUUAAACUAUUGAAGAGAAAUGUAAGCCCAGAAAUCUCAGAAACCCUAAAGGUUGGGACUGGUUACCCAAAUGCUAUUGAUAAGCCUAACUCUGGAAUUCAGAACUUUUUAGCAUCCUUGAAUAUCUCCAAAGAAAAUGAAGUUCAGUCAUCUCAUCAUGGAGAGCCUCAAAAUGAAGAGCAUCUGUCACCACAGUCAUUUGCAAUGAAGGGAACGCGGAUGCUUAAAGAAAUUCUAAAAAUCGAUGGCUCGGACACCGUGGAUCAUAAGAAUGAAAUAAAACAGUUUGGUAAUGAAAUCACUGUUUCCUCUAAUAGAAGAGAUGAAUAUGUACCAUCCUCGCACCCUAAACAAAAUAAGAAAUUAGCAUCUUAUAUGAACAAGCCUCACAGUGUCAAUGAGUAUCAUACUGUUCAGCCUAUGGACAGUGUGUGCUGGCCUCUUCCCAGCCAGGUACCUCCUGUGUCUACACCAGUAACUGAACUUUCUCGAAUUUGUUCUCUUGUCGGAAUGCCACAACCAGAUUUCUCCUUCCUUAGAGCACCACAGACAAUGACAGUUUGCCAGGUAAAAUUAUCUAAUGGCCUGUUGGUGCAUGGGCCACAGUGUCACUCUGAAAAUGAAGCCAAGGAGAAAGCUGCACUCUUUGCUUUACAACACUUGGGGUCCUUAGGAGUGAAUUUUCCUUUGCCGCCACCAAUAUUUUCAAAUUAUCCUACUGCUGUGCCACCUGGAAGCAUUCCUCCAGUUUUUCCCCAACCUACUGCUAACAUAAUGCCUUCCUCAUCUCAUCUCUUUGGCUCGAUGCCAUGGGGACCACAAGUGCCAGUUCCUGGGAAGCCCUUCCAUCAUGCUUCAUACUCUGGGACCAUGCCCGUGGCUGGGGGAAUGCCAGGUGGUGUGCACAAUCAGUUCAUACCUCUGCAGGUUACUAAAAAAAGGGUUGCAAACAAAAAGAACCUUGAAAAUAAAGAAGCCCAGAGUUCUUCUCAAACCACCCCAUCUCAGACUAGCCAGCCAGGGCCUGCUAGUGUCACCAAAGCGAUUCCACAGGAGAGCUCGUCAGCUUCCUUACAGUCCUCGCAGGGCGUUCACCCUGCACCACCUUUCCAAGCUGAAGCUGCCUCUCACGGCCACAGUACGCCUCACCAUAAGUCAACCACAAGCUCUUCAAGAAGAAAAUCACGAAAACUGGCUGUCAAUUUUGGUGUUUCUAAACCGUCAGAAUGAAUUUGGUACUUGGGAUUAAAUAAGUUUUUCUUCUGUCCAUCCACCUUUUAUAAAUCCAUAUCCAUAUGUCAUGAAAAAUUAGAAUGUACUGUUUUAAAAUAAUAUGUUUAAAUUGAAGACUUUUUAUCUUUAAGUUAUCAGGCACUUUUCAUGCUGUUUAAAAGACUAUAUUUCAAAUUAUGCACUUUAAAUAUGUGCAGUUUGUUGUACGUCAGUUAUACCUCAGUAAAGCUGUGGGGAAAAGGCUAAAUUAAACCUUGUUUAACGUAAGUGGAUUAAGCAUGAAAUUUGCCACUCUAACUUCACUCCACCAUUAGAAGCAUCCUGAACUAUGAAUUAGACAUCGUAUUAGCAAUAACAACGUUUUUUACACUAUCAUUGAAGGAUAACUAAAUGGAGCAUGAAAAUCAGGCCUCAAGUAUAAUUUUCUGAACGUGGAUUUCAUUUCUUUUUUUAAUGAUGCAACAAAAUUUUCAGGAGGAAUGCGUCUUAUUUAUGUGUAUUUUAACUUCAGUUUUGUUGUCUCUGAGGGUCCUUUAGACCUGCUGUGAAAUGAUCACACUUGUUGUGGUGCUGCCAGUUUUGCUUUACUCUCAAUUUUGUACCAAAGCGACUUUAGAAUACUGAUGAGAAUAUUACAACUAACUGCUUAGAACUGUAAAUCGCAAUCAAGAUUUGAGUAAGUACAGUUUUUUAAAUUAUUCAAGAACCAGCAUUAGUCAUUUCUAAUGAAAUUAAGUCUCAAAAUCGAAGGGACUAUGCUAACAGAUUAAUCUACUAGGAUAAAGAAAAAAUGUUAAUCAUCUAGUUAUUUAAAGCACAUUGUGCUGUUUUGUAGAGCUUUUUACCUGCUUUCUUAAUCUAUGAGAGUGCCAUCACUGGUAUGUGUGCAGUGCUUCCUGGGCUUAGGAAAUUCUAAAUGCAGAACAGCCCCAAGGUGCGCCGUGACACGGGCGCGACCCUUAGUUUGUGGUGUACGUUAUUUACUGCCUGUCUCGUUCUCGUUCUCUGUUUUUAGCUCUGUGCUGAGCUGUUCCAUGAUGCUGGCGUUUUGUCAUGCUCUGUGUGGAUAUGUGUUGUUCAAGCUAUGACCGUUUUAAAAUUAGAACUCAAGAAAGUUUCUCAGCGAUAUCAGGGCCUGAGUUUUUAUAUACAUAUAUAUAUUUAUCCUUUAGUUUUUGUGAAUGCUUAUAUUUUUAAGGAAGUAAGUAUCAUACUUUUUUAAAAGUAGGAACCACAGUCUUUCUAUGGAGCUGCUUAUUAUCACAUCUGAUUGCAUUUAGCUCGUUGGAACUCUGCCUUGGGUUUUGUAGUAGUCUGUGCUGGCAGUGAACUAAGUGGAUUCCUUUCUCCAGUUGAUAGCUUCAGAGUUUCUCUAAAUAUUAGGAUAUUUGUAUGUUAGUAGUGCCUUUUAUAUAAAAGAAGUGUUCAUUAUCUGUCAUUUAUUUUAGUCAUAUGAGUUUCUGUGAUUUUAUUUUCUGUUAACUUCUUCGGGUCAGAUGUUCAUCAGUUCCCAACAUUUCCCUAUUUCUUUAGUAGUGGAAUCUUGAGUAACGAAGCUCAGGUAAUUCUCAGUGUUUAUUGCCUCACAAACUUGGUUUUAAAAGAGAAUGUCUAUUAUGGGAAUAGAAGGAAAAGCUUGAGGGUGACAAUAAUAUUACAUUAACCUCUUCUGACUUUAAAGUGUAUAAUAUUUUUCACCUCACUUAACUAUACGAAUUCCAGCGCUCAAGGAUUGCCUCACCACUGCUCCUAUAGGGCAGUUCUGUAAAUGUUUACAGCCCACAUCCACCGUAGGGCACAGAGGAGGAGCACAUGCCAUCUUCUGAAAGCCCUGGAGGAAUUUUAGUUGGCAUAGUACCGCUGAACCCGUAGGAUAUUUUCCCAGUCUUGAGCACAACGAGCUGAAUAAUUCGAUAUGACAAGAUAGUAAAAGUGGUUUUUUUCCUUUUUUUUUUUUUUUUUUUUUUGGUAAAUAUAUAAUU